Oncorhynchus mykiss (rainbow trout) is the source of this 5561-nucleotide messenger RNA. The record is from RefSeq and is a predicted model, not a curated record. Lineage: Eukaryota; Metazoa; Chordata; Actinopteri; Salmoniformes; Salmonidae.
UAGUGCGAAGUUAAGCUAACGUAACCAGGCUUAGUGAACGGAUGUGCAGUAACCAAGAACAAAUUCCACGUUAGCGUUUUUGUUAUUUAGACGUUUAUUGACACCGUGGAACUCAAAAUAUGACAGUAGCAGCACACACUUGCCUCAGGUAGUCUUUAAUUCGCGUUGGAGACGGAACUUGGUUGAUAGAUAUCUAGCUAGCUGCCUGCUAACAACAAUGGCGGACUGUAUGGUUUUUCACACUCAAAUAGCCUCCGUCAUGGAGAUGCUAGCAAAUGCAGCCGUGGCAGAGAUCUGUAAACUCGUAGACGACGACUAUGCAGUGUUUCGAUUGGAAAUAACUCAAAGCCAGAAAGAAAACAGGGGAUUGCGGAGGAAACUACAGCUCCUGGAACUGAAGGUGGCACGGGAGCGCGCAGAAAGGACAAUUAGAGAGCGCGUCCUCGCCAGUCGUCCCAAUAGUGUCAAGAUCCUCGACCGAUACAGAGGAAUUGCAAGAGGUGAAGGACAUCUCGCUGGAGGCCACAGGAGCUUUGUGAAGCCAGUGGGACACAAUACAUGGAGAGAUGACCAACCCAUAGCUAUAGGUGAAGAAAAUGGAACCUCAACCCAGGACGUUAUUGUGAUAGAGUCUGCAGAAGCUGCAGGUCCUGGGGUCAAGCUGGAGAGGUCUGAAGGAGAGGAGGACCCACAGCACAGCAGAGACAUCCAGUCUGGAGCAGUGGCUGGAGUGGCGCACCCUGUAGUCACGGAAGACCUCGCCACCGCUGCAGUGCCCCAGACCAGGACUGAACGCAGCAUCACGGAGGAGGAGGAGGGUCCAGAGGUGCUGCUGGUGAAGGAGGAGGGCUGUGAGGAGGGUCUGGGGAACCCUGAGGGGACCAUGAUCAUAGGAGACAACCAGACUACACCUCCUGAACCCACAGAGGAACCAGCUGAGCAGCACAGGACCACACACAGUCUCACUGAGUCAGUAGACAUGGAGGAUGGGAAGCCUGAUCUGCUGCUAGUCAAAGAGGAGACGAUAGAAGACGGACCAGAGAGCAUUGACCUGCUGAGUGGACUAAAGAUGGGGGAGCAAGGUUGUUGGCUGGAGGAUAACAGAGGAAAAUGGGCGGCCAUCAUGGAUUCCCAGACCCAGACCGGUGCAGCCAAGGGCCCAGUGGACAACAUCACCAAGCAGGCCAGGACCAGAGGUGACAUAGUGGAGUCUGCAGUCCAUGAGGACCUGCUGAUAUCUGGUGUUGCUGGCGGGAGAGACUGGACCUCUGAAACAGAUGGUCACAAACCUUGGCUCCGGAUCAGGACACUGGAUCAGGAGCCUUCGCUCUUACUUCCUGAGUUGGAACCAGGAUCGAACCACGAGGAACAGAGACUCCACCACCACACAGAACACAACCAGUGGACAAGUAGACUGAACCACCUCAGUCCUGGUGGUCAUCAGAGAGACAGAGGCUCCAGUCAGGGAUCCAGUCUGCAGCCCAGACCCUUCUCUUUACAGUCUCAGUGCAGGGAUGAAGCAGGGCCUGGGGAUGAUAGAGAUAGACCCUCCUGUUCCUAUGAUACAAACACCACAGUAUCCAUGAUGAACAGAGCAGGUCACCCUGGGCUUCAGCCUUCACAGAGAGUAGUGGGAGACCACCCUGGUGGUAGUCUAUCAGCAAGUCUGUCUUCUCCUUCAGAGUCUCGUCUAAUGCCUGGUGACUGGGUUCAUAGAAAGCCUGGACCUGGGUCUAGCCUUCCUCAGUUACCUCAUGGUUACCCCACCAAUACAGACAGGGUCAGGAUGGGCGUUCACCACGAGAGGUACCUUGCCUACAACACAGCAAAUCCCAACAACACCCAAACAAUGGCUAGAGGUCAAGGAGGGAGCUCAAAUACCCCUGUUUCUACCUUCUCAGGUGUCAUUGGGUCACAACGUGGGAGGCCGAGCGUUAGGACCGAUGCCAACAAGCCGUACGCCUGCCCCACGUGUGGGAAGUGCUUCGCUGAAGCGUAUUAUGUGAAGAUGCACCAGACUGUUCACACCAAGGAGAGACCCUUCAAGUGUAAACUAUGUUACAAGAGCUUCUCCUUCCUGAGUAACCUUAUCAGACAUAGGAGUGUUCACAACGGGGAGAAAUCGUAGCAGUGUGGCUUGAGAUGUAAACAGUGGCUAUCUGGGAACCAUUCUUUAGCUGACAUAUUAUAGUAAGAGGGUAAUCAACCACAUACCCUUCAUUAACUUUUCAUUUGAAACAGGCUUGUUUUUAGAGAAGUCGUAUUAUUUUCUAUUCUAUUUUCUAUUCUGUUCUUGCUAACACCGCUCUUUCUUUCUCUCUGCUUGAAAGAUACUGAUCAUAGGAGAUCUGAUGUGUAAUGUCAUAAGAAGUAUUUGAAAGAACAGCGAGCAUACCCUUUUCAUUUAACCACACCCUUUGAGGUAUGACGCAAACCUAUAAGAUCGGUAGGUGAAAACCGGAAGAGAUGACUCUGGCACAAUGUCGGAAACUGAUGUUUUGUUUGAAACUGCUGGCGAGUGAAGAUGACAGUGAGAAUGAGUGGGUUUCACUGGCAAAAAAGAAAGGAAACAAGAGAAGUAAAAUUGUGAUGUAAAAUAGGAAACUGGUUUUUGGUCGAGGUGAAGGUGAAGGUUUUGGACCAAUGGAACCUGGGAGAUCCGUUUGAAGUCUCCAUAAAUGUCAUGGAUGUGUUGGGUGUCAGUGAGUCAGAAGAAGUGGGCUUAUUUCGAUUUUUUGGUGUGUGUCGAGACAUGAUCAGGUGUCUCGGUCAAUGAGAGAACACUUGAAAUAGGCAAGAUGGCGGCGUACACAUUGUUGGAUUACUUCAUGGAGCGCAAAAAAAGUAUUUAUUUUAAUAACAGAUCAUUUUCAUCUGAAUUCAAACGGACCCCUUGCAACUGCACACAAGACAUUUUAUGGGACUCCUGUUUCCACGAAUCGAGGACGAAGGCAAUAUCACCAAACUAAAGUUGGUCGAAAAUGAUCUGUGCUACACCAAACAGUACUUAUCCUGUAACACCCAUUAAUGGAUACCAAAAGUUUUGGGAUAAAUCACAUCUGGUGUAACAAUCUGUAGCUUAGGCAGUACAAGGAAUCCUGUACCCUGAACCUGUGUAGGGAUUUGAUUUGGAUUGGACUGUGAGUGACUGAAGAAGUGGGAUGGUUUUGAUUGAUCUAUAUUGCUAUUUAGUGUAUUGUCGUUUCUACCCCCCCUCCUUCUUUCCCGCAAUAGCUUCUAGAGGGUUCACACAGGGGGAAAACCCUAAAGUUGCCACCAGCACCACCUUUAGAUGUACCUGAAGGUCCACAUGGGAGAGAGACUGUAAGCCUGUACGCACUGCAGGAAGAGGUUCUCAGAGAGGAGCUACCUCAGGAUACACCAGCAGAAAAAUCAUCCCACUCUAUAUCGUAGAAAGUCACCAUUCCACUCGAUAGCUUCUGACGUUUAGAUCAAACUCUUCAUUAAAGACAAAGAUUCAUUUUCGUUGUUGUCAGCAGAAAAUAUCAUUUGGUAUAAUAAGAGUAACAGAUUUCAGUGUUGAACAUUUCUGGGUAGGAUAUUGCAUCCAGACACUUAUUGUGUUUGUACUGUGUAGGCUGAAUGAUGUUCACAAAUUCAUUUUUACUACUUCCAUUCAACUACUUAAUUUUUUCCAAAAGACACUUUUAAUGAGAAAAUGAACGCAGUUUAUCAAGUUCAUGCAGUUGUUUUGUUUAGACUCGUGGAUGUGUGGUUCUAUUGCCAAUACUCGUUUCAAUGUGUCACUAUGGGAUUUGCUCGGGGGUGGAUUAUUUGUUUGAAAUCUCCAAUCACACAGCAUUUGUUGGAGACAGAGAAGUCGAGUGGCGCCCACUGGUCAACAAGAAUUAUCCCUCACCUUGGUAGCCCCUCGAUGACCAGGGAAACUCUGGUUAGCGGAGAUCAGUCUCCUGCUUUACAUCGAGCCCUGGCAACUACUGUUACGCAGGGAUCUUUUGACCCAGGCGAACUGAGAGAUUUUCCACCCUCACCCAGAAACCAUGGCCCUCUGGGCCUGGCCUGUGAGAGGGUACAUCUGAAUGUGACAGGCUUGCCUCUCUGAGUCAUUGAGGCUAUCCAGAAUGCAAGAGCCCCUUCUACACGUUCACUGUAUGGAAACAAAUUAUGCGUUUUUGAUGAAUUGGUGAGACCAAAAACAGAUUAUUCCUUACCAAUGCUCUGUAUCCGAGGUUUUAUGCUUCUCGCAGGACUUUUUGGACAUAGACCUUGACAGUGGAGAACGCCUUCCCUAUCUAGCCACUAUCUCGGGCCGUGUCAUAUAGGCUUCGACAACAACACAGUAGGAAACACCCUCUGUUGUGUUGUUUCAUGAAGGGAGCUCGUCGCUUAUGCCCAGUCUCCAAGCCUUCAGCCCCGUCUUGGGGUCUGUCUUUUGUGCUUGAGGCGAUUUCACAGCAACCUUUUGAGCCGACUUGAAAACUUAGUUGAAAAAUCUCUCCUUCAAGAUGGCUUUGCUGAUUGCCCUUACAUCCGAGCAUUGUCAGUCCACCAUUCGUGCCUACAGUUUGCCCCGGGGUUAUCCAAGGUAACAUUGUUACCCAACCCUGCCUUUAUGCCGAAGGUCAGCAGCAAUUACAAUUGUCUCGCCCUGGAGCUUAUGGCUUUCCGCCCGCCACCCUUCACUUAUAUGGAAGAAGAGCAGCUCCACCGUUUAUGUCCAGUACGUGCUUUAUGCAUCUACUUAGAUAGAACGAGAGCAUGGAAUAAGAGUGACCAACUCUUCAUCUUGGGCAUCCCCCUGUAAGUGCUGAUCUAGAAUCAGAUUUGCCUUUUAAAUCAUAAUGAAUAAGACUAUUUAGACAGGUGUGGACCUGAUCCUCGAUCAGCACUCCUACUUGGACUCUUUGUGGAUACAGGCCAGGGUCUUCAAUCAUUUUAAGUGUGGGACCACACCUUUGAAUUAUCAAACCAUUUAAAGUGUCAAGUAAUCAAAUCGACUUACAUGUUUGCAUAGUAUCAAAUGAACGAAGACGUUUUGCAUAGUAUCAAAUCAACUAACAUGAUGUUCUCAGAGGGGAGUUACCUCAGGACACACCAGCAGAAAAUGCACACGGCCCAUGUAUAGAGUGAUAUGUAGUACUAGUUUGUUUAUUUGUAGUUCAUUCUGGUGGAUUUGGAUGUGGUAGGGAACUGGAAGAGGUGAACUGAGGAAAUAAUGAGUAUGAUGAGGCAGAGUAGAUGAUAUGGUGAUGGUUGGUGUGAUGGUGUCUGUACAAAUGCUUCACUAAUGAAGAGUGACAACUGUGUCCCUUUUGGUUGAGACUGGUGUUUUAUAGUGAGAUAAUGAUAGUGCCUUAAUUCAUGUUUACUUGACAUGAAGUAGUGAAGCUGUGUGUAAUGUAAUGUUGAACCUUUUCCAAAGUAUUCAAAAAGGAAUUCUAUCAAAGUGAGGGUACCAGAUUUACAGAAAAGGUAGUGUUACCAUAGUGUCACGUAUCGGUUUGUGCAAUAAAAGUACUGUACUUCAUGUUAUGUGAGUGUAUGACCAUUUUGUCUAAAUUAAAUCCAAAAUUGACUCU